Messenger RNA from Doryrhamphus excisus (bluestripe pipefish), 1754 nucleotides. RefSeq lists its product as uncharacterized. Gene Ontology annotation, molecular function: DNA-binding transcription factor activity, RNA polymerase II-specific; RNA polymerase II cis-regulatory region sequence-specific DNA binding. Gene Ontology annotation, biological process: regulation of transcription by RNA polymerase II. Lineage: Eukaryota; Metazoa; Chordata; Actinopteri; Syngnathiformes; Syngnathidae. The record is from RefSeq and is a predicted model, not a curated record. Gene Ontology annotation, cellular component: nucleus.
CUUCAAUCAAUUGGCUUUACUGUGUUGGAACAUCAGGAAGUAAUUGGAGGAGGUAAGGAGCGGACUAGGACGCCACACAAGCGUGUUGGAUCGCGGCCUGCUGCCAGCUAUCGCUUCCAUUCGGUUCACCUUCAUCCACACUCAACAGCCAAGCAUGGAGGCUCGGGCUCGACGGAUCCACCGCCGACUACCGGGAUCCAUUAGACGCUUUUAACACCGGAGACACGACCCUGGAGCGGCUAAGGUCUUACAUUCGGAUCGUAUUGCCUUUCCAAGCGGACAUCUGGGCCGGACGCUCGACGGGAGCAAGAUGAAGCGGGUGGCGGUGGUUACCAGGCACAAUGGCCUCGUCGCCCCGCUGGGUAACAACAACUCCGGAGCUUCGAGCAUCGUCGCGCCUCCCCAGCGGAGAGCCCCCAACAUCGCCGCCUCCGCGGACAGACGCCCGGCGGACGGCAAGGAGGCUUUAUUGAACAUUUGCCGGAGUCCCGCUGUCAAGUCGGAGCUGGUGUGCAAAUGGGCAGGCCGAAUGUCGAGCAGGCAGCGGUUCGUCUGCAACCAAACUUUUACCUCCAUGCCCGACCUGGUGGACCACGUCACGGCCGAGCACGUCACGGCGGGGCUCGACGCCCUCAGUCACGUCUGCAUGUGGAGCGAGUGCGUCCGCGGAGGCAAGGCGUUUAAAGCCAAAUACAAACUUAUCAAUCACAUCCGAGUGCACACCGGGGAGAAGCCCUUCCUGUGCGCCUUCCCCAACUGCGGCAAGAUGUUCGCACGCUCCGAGAACCUCAAGAUCCACACUCGCACGCACACCGGCGAAAAGCCAUUCCAGUGCGAGUUUUGCGAGCGACGCUUCGCCAACAGCAGCGACCGCAAGAAACAUUCCCAAGUGCACACUUCUUCUAAACCCUACGACUGCAAGGCCCUGGGUUGUACCAAGUCCUACACGCACCCAAGCUCUUUGCGCAAGCACAUGAAAGUCCACAUCAAAUCGUCACCUACCUCCGAGCCCUACGACAUCUACAGCUCCAUCCACCAACACCAAGCACCUCAGCCUCUCCUGGAGCCCCUGGACCUUAAGAUCAACCACCUGUCCCCGUCCUUCAGCCACCAAACGAGCAGCUUUGACUUUGAUAUCAGUUUGGCCAACAAACUCAACCACAAGCUGGAGCCCAGCUCGUCUCCACUGGCCGUGCCCCUGGACCUAUCUCUGUCCGGACUCAGGCGGCACAGGACCCCGGGAAGAAGCCAUCCGUCGGGCAGCCCGGUCAUACCCGACUUGCCCAACAUGAAGGAGUGGUACGUCUGCACCAGAACUACGGGGCAAAGCUUGGCUCUGCCCCACCCGGACCACAUCAAGUCGGAACCGAGCGACGACGACGACUACGUCACGUAAGGCGAACGUCAGAGGAUGCCCGGACUUGGCUCCUUGUUCGUUUCGCUUUCCUUUCUGCUCAUUCGCUCAUCGAUGAGCUGAAGAAGACGACCUCGGGGACUGUUCAAGCGCCACUAUGCAUUUUCACGUCUCUUCUGUCGAUACGCCCACAUAAUCGCCGUGUAUGAUAGCCACGCCUUGCCCUGAUGCGGACCCCACGGCCUUGGGAGGAUUCCCACGUCCUGACUGUGUAUAGCUUAGCCCAAGGGUACGUGGGCACUGACUUUUGUAUGAUUUUUCUCUUCAUGGUAUUUUUUAUACACCGCCACAAUGGAUAUGAAAUAAAAAAAGAGGAUGUAAGUGAGUUCAUCUUAACGGA